This is a messenger RNA of Cucurbita pepo subsp. pepo (vegetable marrow), 688 nucleotides long. RefSeq lists its product as uncharacterized. Lineage: Eukaryota; Viridiplantae; Streptophyta; Magnoliopsida; Cucurbitales; Cucurbitaceae. The record is from RefSeq and is a predicted model, not a curated record.
CACAAAAUGACUUCCAUCAGGUCAAUUGCUGUUCUUUGCUUCGUGGUCUGUAUGUCUGCGAUUGAGUCACAAGGCCGUGUGGCCAGGAAGGACCUGGGUCUUGACCUUGGUGGCUUGGGAGUUGGCCUUGGUGUUGGCUUGGGCUUGGGCUUAGGCGGUGGAAGUGGAAGUGGAAGUGGCAGUGGAAGUGGCUCGGGUUCUGGUUCUGGGUCGUAUUCGUCGUCACAGUCGUCAAGCUCUAGCUAUGGAGGCUCCGGUGCAGGCUCAGAAGCUGGUUCCUAUGCUGGCUCUUACGCUGGGUCACGUGGAGGCUCGGAUUCGGGAAGGAAUUACAGGAAUGGUGGUUCGGGCUAUGGCGGUGGUGGUGGUGGCGGCCGCGGAGAGGGUUAUGGUGAAGGUCGUGGCUAUGGCGAGGGCUCCGGUAGAGAGGGUUAUGGGGAGGGUCGUGGCUAUGGCGAGGGACGUGGAUACGGCGAAGGGGGGAACAACUGAGACCAAAGAGUCAAAGACCAAAAUUAGGACAUCGAAUAAAAACCACAGCUACGGAUGGUAUUAGUAACUAUAAAUAGUUUAUGUCAUUAUGUAAGCAGCUUAUGAUUUUCUCUUGUCGUUCAAGUUCAAAUAAUUAGUAGAAGAAAAAUGGUGUAUUAUACUCCAAAGGAAUAAUAUCAUAUCAUUAUGAAACUUC